UGCAUCUCCGGUCACUGGUCUGUACCAUACCUAUUAUUUGAUCUCACAUGCCCUAAUCUCAGCCUACAGCAUGAUGGCGCCAAAAUUUCUGUUUUGUAAGCUGGCUGGAGCUUGGCCCCCUGUCGAGACUUCGGUCCGACCGCUACUUUGUACGACGUACUCUCUCAACCCGCGUACUACGUCUGUUCCCCUAAGCCCCGGCCAAUCAGGUUGCCCGCAUCCUUCCUUCUCGUCAAAUGAACGAUGGCCGAUACUAGCAACUCAAUGGACUUGAAAGUCCAGAUUGCUUUCAGGGUCUUCGUUGUCUUCAGCCUCAUCGUUAUUGUCGCCAAUCUGCACCCACAGCAUUCACUUGGUGCUGCAUGGUUUCGAUCGAUCUGCUCCUGCUUUCGCAGCUCGUUCCGGCCAAGGAUUAACGACCACAACGACACUCGGAUCAAAGAUAUACUGGAAAAGGAUGAAAAGAACGAAGUUGGUAUGUUUAGAUCGACCUCUAUCGACGUACCAUCGUCCCGGAUGUCCUUCGACGACACUCCACUGCGAACCAUUAGCGCCGGUACUGGUUCUAUUCAUACACUGAACUCGUAACAACCCACUCAGAUCUUCAAUAAGGCCCUGUGAACAAUGCCCUGCUCAGCGUCUCUCAGACGUCCACUCUACCACACACAUAGUCCAAUCUCCUUAACAUACUCAUCACCUAGCUGUGAUUUCACGAGACCACAUUCCGUUCAAUCCGAUGCUGGUUGCCCUUGAUAAGAAGCACUCAGCAUUGUAUAUCUUAGCGUUUAGCAUAGUGUAUCUUGUCC
Molecule: messenger RNA, 806 nt
Organism: Macroventuria anomochaeta
Lineage: Eukaryota; Fungi; Ascomycota; Dothideomycetes; Pleosporales; Didymellaceae
Exons: 2
Coding region: 244-588 (114 amino acids)
Source: RefSeq, a predicted model, not a curated record